Messenger RNA from Cladocopium goreaui, 3020 nucleotides. The record is from the annotation of a GenBank genome assembly. NCBI's taxonomy places the organism in Eukaryota, Dinophyceae, Suessiales, Symbiodiniaceae.
AUGGAAGAUGGAGGCGAUGUUUCAGCCGCUUCGGCCGGAGCAGGGUCCUCAGGCGAUGUUCCAGCUGCUUCAGCCGGAGCAGAUGCCUUUGAAGAUGAAGUUGAUUUGGAAAUCGGUGAAGAACAGAGGAAAGCCAUUGUGAAGAAAGAACCACAUCAACCAUCCCAAGCUGAAGUUGACGAACAUGAAAGCACUGGACAUGUUGUCCAUCGGAGCUGGUGCUUGCACUGCAAAAGGGCACGUGUGACUGCUGAUCGCCAUGUGCCUAAGGAACUUGAUGAGCCAGAAACGCAGUUGCCCACGCUGAGCCUGGACUACUUCUAUAUGAACCAGGACCAGGUUGCGGAUGAGGCGACCCUUCCGAGCAUUGUGGCGAAGUGCCACAAGACCAAGAGAUUUUGGGCGAGCGUUCUCCCGGGAAAAGGGGCGGAUGCGUUCGCAAUCGCGUGGCUUGGGGGAGUUUUGGAUGAUGCUGGUUUUAAUAAGGUAAUCCUUAAGUCUGACGGUGAACCCUCCUUGGUAUCCCUUAAACAGAAGGUUAAGGAGAUAAAGACCCACAUCGAAGUGCACUUGGUGGAAACCCCAGUAGAAGACCAUCAAGCCAAUGGGUUUAUCGAAGUGGGAGUGCGAGAGAUAAAACGACAAUGUCGUGCUCUCCUCAGCGACCUGGAGUUCAAGCUGGAAAGGAAGGUAGAUCCGGGCCAUCCACUUUUGGUUUGGCUCCCGCGGCAUGCUGCCUUUCUCUUGACGAGAUACCGAGUAGGUACUGAUGGAAAGACCGCUUUUGAGCGGACCUAUGGACGAAAAUGGCGGAUUCCGCUUGUGAGGUUCGGUGAAAGCAUCCUGUAUAGGCCGAGGGCCAAUCGUGGGGGCAAGAGAAAUGACCUUGCUCCAAGGGUAUCCAUUGGGAUGUACGUUGGAACUGGAAACAGAAAUUCAGACGUCUUUGUCAUGACGGAACGUGGAAUCAUGAAGGGGAACUCGAUCCAUCGACGCCCACCUGACGAUCAGUUCAAACAUGAUCAGUUUGACUCGCUACGUGGCCUUCCUUGGAGGUUGCAAGAACGAGAACAUGGUGGACUGAGGAUCGCCCUUCCCGAUGUUGCAGCGCCUCGUGAAAGGCCUGCAGUGCAAGAAGUGAUCCCAAGGAACCUCUAUGUCACCAAGAAUGACUUGGAAAAGCAUGGGCACACACCUUUGUGUCCUGGAUGUGAAGCAGCAAUACUUGAGAUGCCAAGCCGAGCUCACAAUGCUGAGUGCAGACAAAGAAUCCAGAUCGAACUUGACAAGACUCCAGAAGGUCAAGAAAGGAUCAAAAGAGCGAGAGAGAGAGUUGCACAAGGCAGGCGCCCAAGAGGCGCGGCUGCACCGCCUGAGGGUGGUGGGGCAGAAGGUGGUGAAGCUACACCACCAGUUGUCCCAGGAGGGGAAGUUGAACAACCAGUCUUGCAAGACCGUGUUCCUUUGGAUGCGGAAAUGGAUGCAAGUGAGGCUGUUGGUGAACCACUGGUCGACACCGAUUUUCGUGGAGAACUCAGACAGAGAGAACAAGAAAGAGAAGGAAGCCCAAAGAGGCAGAAACAAGAACAAUCCCGAGGAGAGAAAAGGAGUUCACAAGUCGACGUUGAAGAUCUUUACAAUGAAUCUUCAGCUCAGGCUUCAGGGUCAGCCGGACCACCGGCACCGGAUGCUUCAUCUGGUGUUCCGGAAGGUGCUGCCGCUGCACCAACAAGUCCUGAGACAAACCAGGAGAUGCUACAUCUGUGUUCCUUGCUCAAAGAUGUGAUCGCAAAAGGGAAGGUUGCUGAGAUCUUCUCUCCACCGCGUGUGGCUGCACAAGCCCAAGUGGUCGGGCUAGCACCUGGCUUCUCGAUUGACUUGGAGACAAAGCGUGGUGAUGGAACUCACUGGGACUUGAGUAAAGAUGAACACAUUCGUGAUCUGUUUCAACUGCUUGACUAUGAGAAACCAGAGUUCCUCGGCGGCUCACCUCCCUGUGGGCCAUUCUCGAAGCUGCAAAACAUUGUGGAUGCGAAGGGCAAUGUUUCACCUGAAGUUCGAGCGCAGAGACUAAAAGAUGGUCGCAAACAUCUGCGCACGGCAGUUUCAGCGUAUGAGCAUCAAAUGAAUGCUGGAAGGUACUUCUACCAUGAGCACCCUAAAGGGGCCGCUUCGUGGGAAGAGAGAGCUGUGAAGAGACUGAGGGCAGAUGAACGGGUGUAUGAGGAGGAGUUUUGGAAGCAGCUGCCCGACAGCGAUGACACCAUCGUGGAGCCAGUGCUUGACGCACACUCCGGUGCUGUCUUGGAUGUUGACAAGGUCAGAGCCUCGAGCACUCUUCAGAGCACGAUCAGCUUGAGUUCCGGUGAAGCGGAAUACUACUCGAUCGUUCGAGGAGUUUCCAUCGGAAUGUCGCUACAGGAGAUCUUGCGAGGAGGGGUGACGGGAUAUAGGGUUCUCACUAGUUGCUACGCCAACCUUUGGCUCAAGAACACCGCUGGAAACAGCUUGGUUCGUGGGGUGCAAUUUGCUCAUGAGGAUGUGGAGCCCCGGACGGUGAUGCGCAACGUGAAGCCCGAAGAUCGUACCCGACCCCAUGGUGGCGGCCGACACAGCUUCAGCAUGAAUAGGAAGCCCGUCCUGGCGUAUUCGAUCGCUGACACCAGAGAGGGCAAGAUUGCCGAAAGUGCCGGCAGCGUGUUGCGCCGCAUGCGAGUCAUGCUGGAAGAAGAUUACGUGAACAUGGCCUCCUUGAGGCAGCAGUACUUCCGUCCACUCUACAGGGUUGGAAAGUGGCGUGCGGACUACAACAUGCGGUUGGCUCGUCGAACGAAGCUCCGACGGAUCAAGGAGAAGUUCGAACAAGCCUGGGACCAGUGGAUGCGCUCUGAGGGACGACGACUGGGACUGACGGAGCCCGUCCGUUUCAGUGGACCCAAACUGGGAGCCGAGCUCACUGAAGAGUUGGAUGCUGCCACCGAUCCGGAGGACGUGAUGAAGGCGCUCCCCACCAAACAGGA